Molecule: messenger RNA, 1443 nt
Organism: Camelina sativa (false flax)
Lineage: Eukaryota; Viridiplantae; Streptophyta; Magnoliopsida; Brassicales; Brassicaceae
Source: RefSeq, a predicted model, not a curated record
AUCAAGCUUGCUCUUUUUGCAAAGCCAAAGUUACGAUUUUUCUCCGUAAAGAUCUUUACUUUUGAAUUUGUUUGCGUCUUCCUCUCUGCUCCAAUCAUCUAAUGAGUAAGAAUAACAAGAAGAAGAAGAAGAAGAAAAUAUCGGAUUUGAAGAACGGAGGGAUACUAUUGGAGGAGCUAAUCGCUUCGUUCGACGGCAAGACCAAUCCGAUUCGUUGCUUCUCCUCUGAUGAGAUCUUUAAAGCUACUGACAAUUUCUCCGAGAGCCAAGUAAUCUCCAGUUGGGGAUAUUUCAUUUGGUACAGAGGCGUAAUCGAAGAGAGACCAGUUUCAAUCAAGAAAUGGUCGAGUCAAAACCUCUCAAACUUCACAGAAGCGUAUCGAGAUAUCUCUGUGUCCUCUCAGAUGAGUGGACACAAGAACACCCUAAAGCUUAUAGGUUGUUGUUUGGAGUUUGAUCUUCCAGCUCUAGUCUGUGAGUACGCUGAACACGGACCGCUUAGUAAAGACGGAGGAAUCUCAAGUGGAGAGGUUUUGCCAUGGAAUGUGAGAUUGAAGAUUGCUAAAGAGAUUGCUACUUCUGUGACUUACCUCCACACGGCGUUUCCAGAGACUAUAAUCCAUCGGAAUAUUAAUCCGACGAACAUUUUUAUUGAUGAGAAUUGGACGGCGAAGCUUUCUGAUUUCUGGUUCUGUGUUGCAAUACCAGAGGGAGAGUUAUAUGUGGAAGAUGAAGUGAAAGGUGUGACUGGUUUUGUUGAUCCGGAUUAUUACUGGACUAUGAAAGUUACUGAGAAAGUUGAUAUUUAUAGCUUUGGUGUUGUGAUGUUGGUUUUGUUGUCUGGAAGAGCUGCUGUGUUUAAUGGACCUGGUGAGACUCCUAUGUCUCUUAACGAUCAUGUGUCUGAGGUAAUGGAGAGGAAUGGGUUUGAUGAGAUUGUUGAUAAAGAGAUAUGGAAUAGUUUGGGUGGUGGUGGUGAUGAUUUGGUUGUGAGACGGUUACAGGUUGAAGCUUUUCUUAGGUUAGCUUUGAGGUGUGUGAGAUACAAGAAAGAAGAUCCAGUGAGUGUGCCUCGGAACCAAAGCUCUUUGUGCAAUGGUGUUCUUGUGUCGCUGUCUUCUCGGUGCAAUGUCUCGGAACCAAAGCCCUUUGUGCAAUGUCUCGGAACCAAGACAGUCAUCCCAAAACCACGUUAGGGUGCCGGCUUCAGCAAGGUCUUGGCUAAAUUUUUUGGGAUGGGCGACCAUCAUGGUAAACCCUCUCUCCUUCAAGCCUUUGAUCGUGCUGGCAAAAUCACCGUCCCCCGUGAUAGCUAGCAUAUUGCCCGGGGGCUGUAUAUCAAACCCAUAGAACAUCAUCUCUUGUAGUAAGAGAGAAUCGGCUUCAUCGCGUUUUCGAACUCUACCAUCUGAAAAGAAUAUCAUAUAAAGACUUUUGAGUAAA